AUGUCUGUUCCUGCUGAUCCCUUGAACUUUAUCCCCGCAGAUCUCUUCUUCCCUACUGUACCCGGCUUCCGCAAGCCUAGGGACGUAGUCUCUGUUGAAUCAUCGCAGUCAAUCAAGCCUCUCGACAAGUUACGUUAUGCAGCUCACAUCACCCUUGCAGGUGUCAACGGCGACUCUGAGACGCACUGCUUGGUUCAAUUUGUCACUCCAUUGAUCUGGAGAAUCAGAUAUGACCCCAAGUACACCAGUCUCAAUGACUUUGACAGCACCAACACACGUACAAUUGUCAGAGAUACAUUUCCUGAGCUUGUCGAUGGACUUCAGCACGAGUACCGCGACUCCGACGCCUGGAAUUCUUAUCCUGCUAAAGGUGAAUGGUAUUGGAAUACAUCUUUUGUGGAGAAGGGGCCAGGCCAUUAUGUUCUGACUGCCAACGAGUAUGCGAACUCCACCGCCGAGGCUAAGCCCAAGACCAGCUUGCAUAUCUUUUCAUCUCCAUUUCGCAUCGUUGCUACUAGAAAGCUCACUGUGUUACCGGAGGGUGAUCAAAGUAUCUCGCAAUCCGUGGGUAUCAACAACGCUUUAGAAGUUGAACAGAUUAUCUGGCAAACCACCGACCAGACAUUUUCCUACGAAACGAACGGAAGUAUUGAUGUGAUCAAAAAUGUUGUCCUCAACGUCAAGAAACCUGGCCCUGCUGAGUAUCUUGGCUUUGGUGAACAGGGCGGCAAGACUGUAUUGAAGAAGCCUACUUAUUUGAACUACUUUUGCUAUGACAACUUCAACUAUCUCAAGGUCUACGGCAAGGGUGCACUUGAUAGUAGAGAGCCGCUCUAUCAAUCGUCCCCAUUUUACCUUGAGAUGAACGGAACUCCAACUUAUCAAAACGUCACUGGUGUUUUGGUGGAUAAUUAUUCCCAGGUUGCUAUUGAUCUCGGCAAGAAUGAUUCCAACAUCAUCAGCAUUGCCACUCGGUUCAACACAUUUGACGCGUACAUCAUGACAGCUGACAAUGUACCAACUAUGAUCUGGCAAUACACGUCUAUUAUAGGAAGACCCAAGCUCAAGCCCAGAUACAUUCUUGGACACCAUCAAGGAUGCUAUGGUUACUCUAACGAGGGCACGGUAUACAAUGUUGUCAACGCUUAUCGUGGGUCAGACAUCCCGCUUGAUGGAAUUCAUCUCGACGUGGACUUUCAGGAACGCUACAGAACAUUUACAGCCAGCACAGUGAACUUCCCCAACCCCAAGGCCUUUUUCAGCAAUCUUAAGAACCAAGGAAUCAAAGCCUGCACCAACAUCACGCCUAUCAUGACCCUCCGAACUGAGGUUGCGGGUGAUUACAAGCAGUUGGACGCCUUCUGGGAUCAUCAGAACCCAAACAACCCGGGGUCUAAGUGUAUGCUGGUGAAGGACAAAAGAUACAAAGACGGACUGAACAACUAUCCUCCAACAUACUGGAGAUAUGAUGGUCCCAACAGCAGCGGGCCACUUGCGAAGGGUGUCAAUCCUACUGUUUACGGAAACGAUUACUAUGGUCAACCUCAGCGUCUGUCGUUCGCUGAUUACCCCGGAGGCGAGGUCUAUGUGGACCAGUACAACUUCGAUGAAAACUACAAUAGUGGAUACCCAUUCCAUGGCGGUGUCAGCUAUGGUCAGACUUUGGGAACUCCUGGAUACUACCCUGAUCUCAACCGAGCGGAUGCCAGAAAGGUCUGGGGCGAGCAAUACCAAGACCUUUUUGACGCUGGUCUCGAGUUUGUAUGGCAAGACAUGACCACACCCGCGGUAGGAAGGUCUUAUGGUGACAUGCUGGGCUUCCCAUCUCGACUCCAGAUGACCGACGACAGUCCUCACGGUGCACCAAAAGCCAAAACCGCUAUUGAACUGUGGUCACUCUACUCGUACAACCUCCACAAAGCCACAUUCCAUGGACUUAACAGUCUCAAAGGGCGAGAGACUAAGCGUAACUUCAUCAUUGGUCGAGGUAGCCAAACCGGAAUGCAUCGCUUCGCCGGUUUAUGGACAGGUGAUAAUGGUAGCUCUUGGGACUUUUGGAAGAUCUCUGUUGCUCAAGUCCUUGCACUCGGUUACAGUGGACUGACUAUUGCCGGUGUCGACAUGGGUGGAUUCACUUCUGACCCAACUUCGAACUCACCGUAUCCUCGUUGGUGCAACCCCGAGUUACUGAUCCGAUGGUACUCUGGUGCUUUCCUCCUACCCUGGUAUCGCAACCAUUACAUGCAGCAUUGGGAUCAGGAAUCCAACCCACCAGCCAAGGUGUUCCAGGAGCCUUGGGCGUUUAGUGACGUUUUGUCGAAUCAAUACGCCCAUCUGAUUCCUGAAGAUCAACGCGUCUUGUAUGCUGCUGUUGUCCCCAUCUGCCGCUACUAUGUCCAGCUACGAUACACUCUUCUUCAAGUCAUGUACGAUUACAUGUUUGCCAACUUGAUCAAUGGUCUACCCAUCGCUCGUGCAAUGCUCAUCACUGACCCGCUUGAUACGAAUCUAUUCAACAACAACGAGGACUUCAUUGAUACACAGUAUCUGCUUGGUCACAACAUUCUUGUUUGCCCCAUCGUAGACCCUCAAGUAUUCAACCGGGACAUUUAUCUCCCCGGAACAGAUUUGUGGUACCCUUCCAACCUUGAGGUUGAUAACGGCAGGAACUUGGGUCAUGAUCCUAUCCUCAAGCAUGCUGCCGAUCUGAAGGAGCCAGUACAAGGUGGUAGAACCAUCAGCUACGGAUGCAGCAUCCGUGCUACUUUCGGAAACCUUGACAAUAUUCCUUUCGUUACUCCUGUCUAUAUCCGUGGUGGUGCUAUCAUUCCUCAAAUUGGUGUUCGUCAGUGUAUCAAGGAGAACGACCACAACCCACCGACAAUUCACUUUUACCCCGGUGGAAAGGGAAAAACGAAUUACUCAAUGUACCUUGACGAUGGUGUCAGCAAAGACAGCGCACCUAUCAAUCUACCUCAGUACAAGUAUCAAGACAAACCUAAGAAGGAAAGAAGCGCCAAGGGCAUUCACAAGGAAGUGAAAAUGACUCAGGAGACCACUAGCACUUCGCGAACUCUGACAAUCUGCCAUCCAUGGGAUGGAUUUGAUGCGACACCAACAGUCGGCGACGCUUACAACUUUGCUGUGUGGACUGUGAAGAAUGGAAGUUCACCUCAAGUUCAAGUUUCGUUCGAGGAUGAGACUGGCAAGACUGUCACGGAGCUUGGCCUGCAGUACAACUACAAUGCUGGCCGAGGCGUCUUGACUGUCAACAUCCCUGUGGCCCUUGUGCCGUCUCAUGACUCCCCUGUUCACACCAAUGGUACCUCGAAUGGCAUUGCCAAUGGCGUGACCAAUGGUUCCCCUGCCAAGAAACCACUCAUCGUUGUGAAGAUCACUGGUCUUCCUUGA
Fusarium venenatum is the source of this 3411-nucleotide messenger RNA. Lineage: Eukaryota; Fungi; Ascomycota; Sordariomycetes; Hypocreales; Nectriaceae. The record is from RefSeq and is a predicted model, not a curated record.